CAUUUUUAUUUUUAAUUGAUAACGAAGAUCAAAACAAAUUUUGUUGAACUUAAUAAUUUGUGUUAAUUAUUUUUAAUGAGUAAUCCGCAAUAAUACUUCUCAUUUCGCGAUGCGUAUAAAAAUCAUCAUGGAAUCGUGACCAGGAUAUUGGAAAUUCAUGCGGUGAGAGUGACAUUUCGCGAUAAAAAACUUAGUCAAUAGCUUUUUCAUGUCGCACAAUGAUCGUUUGAAGACGCGUAAAAUGCGUCAUUAUAGUGUUUACGAAAUGGACAUCGAAUCUCACGCGAGAGUAUCCAACUAUGAAGAAACAGUCCAACAACUCGACGUCUAUUAUGGUAUCGUAAAAAGACAAUUACUCCGAUACCAGCAUCCUAUAACUGGUAUUUUUCCGGCACUUUCAAGCGAUGCCAAAGUUGCCAGUGUACGAGACAGUAUUUAUUGCGCAGCUGCGAUUUGGAGCCUCUUCCAAGCUUAUCGACGAAUAGACGACGAUCGUGGUAAAUCUUACGAGUUGGGUCAAUCAGCGGUCAAAUGUAUGAGAGGUAUUCUAGAAUGCUGGAUCCGCCAAGCUGCACGAAUAGAGUUAUUCAAAAUGAAGCAAUGCUCCGAUUACGCUUUACAUAGCAAAUUUCAUUUAGCUACUGGAACCGAAAUAUUCAACGACGGAGAAUAUUCGCAUCUACAAAUCGACGUUGUCUCUUUAUACUUGAUUUUCCUAGUCCAAAUGAUCGCAUCGGGAUUACAAAUUAUUUAUACGCAAGACGAAGUAUCGUUCGUACAAACCCUGGUGUAUUAUGUCGAACGUGCUUAUAGGACUCCUGAUUUCGGCAUGUGGGAACGAGGCAGUAAAUACAACGAUAAUACUCCCGAAAUCCACGCCAGCUCCAUCGGUAUGGCGAAAAGUGCCUUGGAAGCUAUCAAUGGCUGCAAUUUAUUCGGAGAAAAGGGCGCAGCGUGGAGCGUCGUUUAUGUAGACAUCGACGCCCAUAAUCGUAAUCGAAGUAUUUUCGAAACAUUGUUACCCAGAGAAUCUUGCUCAAAAGACGUUGACGCUUCGUUACUACCUACUAUAUCUUUUCCAGCUUUCGCUACCCAAGAAAAAAUACUUUGCGAUGGUACCAUAUCGAAUAUUGUUCGCAAACUGAAAGGUCGACACGGUUUUCGAAGAUUUCCCAGAGAUGGUUAUAAAACCGUAUUAGAAGAUGCCAACAGACGAUUCUAUAACGUCGGUGAAACGAAAGAAUUCGAGAAUAUUGAAAACGAAUGGCCUUUGUUUUUUCUUUUCAUGAUGAUCGACGGCGUUUUCAAAAAUAACGACGAACAAGUUGAAACCUAUCGUCAACUUUUACAAAAUGUGAUAAAAUAUGACAAACAUGGUGAUCCGAUCGUUCCCAUGUAUUAUUAUGUGCCUAAAGAACUCAUCGAAUCGGAAAAAGCCGAGUAUGGAAGUCAAACCAGAUUACCAUCCAGCGAAUGGUCGGGAGAUAACCAAUCGUUAUUUCUGUGGAAUCAAGCUCUGUACGUGAUCGCCCAAUUGCUGAUUGCCGGACUGUUGCACGUGAACGAACUGGACCCUAUACGCAGAUUUUUGCCGUCCUAUAGUACACCGCGUAAAACCGCCAGGUAUUCAGCUUUUCAAGGUGCGGCUACAGAUUUGGUUGUACAAGUAGUCCUAAUUGCCGAAUCGAUGCGUUUACAAGCCAUGAUGGGCACUUACGGUAUCCAAACACAGACUCCUCACGAAGUUGAACCCGUUCAAAUUUGGUCUUCUAAACAGCUGGAACAAGUUUACAAAUACUUGGGAGUGAACAAAAAACUCAAAUUGACUGGACGACCAAUGCGUCCUGUCGGCUCACUCGGUACUAGCAAGAUUUACCGUGUUUGCGGUAUGACCGUGUUAUGUUAUCCUCUGAUUUUCGAAGUAUCCCAGUUUUACUUGUACAGAGAUAUGGCUUUGUUGAUUGACGAUAUUAAAACAGAGAUCCAGUUCGUCUGUCGGUAUUGGAGAUUAUCUGGUAGACCUACGGUUUGCUUAGUGAUUCGUGAAGAGCAUAUGCGUGAUCCUCAGUUCAACAAGAUGGUUGAUCUGCUUGCCAUGUUUAAAAAAGGUUACUGCGAUAGUGUGAAAGUACGAAUUGGCCGAUUACAAAAUUUACUGUCCUCUUCGUGUAUCGAACACUUGGAUUUCAUGAAGUUGACCGAUAAAUCUGAAUUAAAAGUUCAAAAGUUCCAACAAUUAGUCCACGAAUACAUUGGUUACCAGAGCUUGACUGAUGUACCGAAAGUUAUGUGUUAUUCCGAAGAACAAAUCGACGUAUCGCAGUUUCAUGGAAAAGAAACCUACGAAGUUCUCGAUGCGAUUCGUAACAGCGCCGGAAUUUACGCCAAGGCUCAAUUAUUCGGUAUAAUUCUUCAAAGAGAAGGCGAACAAUACGAAUUCAACGGUCAGACGGUUAAAGAGCAUCUGCAAAAUUUAUAUUUUCUAGCCGGAUCAUUACAGUAUUGGAUCGCAGUUCGAUACUGCAGUAGUUUGUUGCAUCAUACGGUGGACAGUAUCAGUCCAUUCAUUACUAGUGUUUUAGUUAGCGGUCGACUUCUAACCGUAGGCGUAAUUGGUCACAAAGAAACUGUUUUCGAUAAACCCAUGACACCGGCAGAAAUUCAUUCGGUUAUGUAUUCAACCAUUCAAAUGUAUAACGUCAUUCACGCCGUACUCCAACAAGAAAUUAUUCUAUACUGUGGUCGAUUGGUAUCAACGCACACGAACAUGUUCAAAGGUAUUCUAAAAAUUCGCGUAGGAUGGGUUUUGGAAGCCAUGCGUCAGUACUUGAUUAUACAAGGGCGGCUUGGCGAAGAACUGGAAAAUCUCAGCCCAUCGGAAAUAAGACAGCUACUAUUCAAAGUACUAUCCGUUCGAGAUUGGGCCGCUGAAGGAAAUAUUACUCCGUUACAACGUAGACAACUAGAAGGUUGUUGGUGUCGAGUUCCGAUCCAUUUCUAUAAGCAAGUUUGGGAUAUAAUGACCCGCACGCCCAAAGGAAUACGGAUUCAAGGAUACAUGUUUCCUCAUCAGUCUGCAAUGGUAAACAUGACCCGAUCCGAAUUGAAUUUCGCAUUGUUAAUAGAAGAAACGUUGACUCACAUCAAACAGCCCGAAUAUCGUCAAAUUAUCGUCGAAUUAUUAUGUAUCGUUUCAACCAUAUUACUUAGAAAUCCCGAAUUGGUUUUCCAAGAAUCUUUAAAUUUAGAUAAUUUAGUUCGGCAGGCGUUCGAAAUGUAUUGUAAAGAUAAUUGCGAAAGUUUGGAUCAAGAUAUCGAUGUUUUUAUUGCUAAAAAACAAUCCAUCACUACCAGCUAUUUAGCCAGAGCCGUCGUAAAUAAUGUAUUGAAAACGAGUAAAUUAGAAACUUCUUUAUUAGAUGAAAAGCAAUCCAACGAAGAUUAUUGUAAUAUUUCUUAGUAAUUUUCCUGUUGAGUAUUUUAGUUUGUGAAUUUUUUCUUUUUGUUUUCUUACUCACUUUUACUAGUCAGAGUUUAGUGCGCCUUUAUAAUCUCGUAACUUUCAAUUAAAUGUUCCCAUCGUAGUGUUCCA
Planococcus citri (citrus mealybug) is the source of this 3592-nucleotide messenger RNA. Its product is annotated as probable phosphorylase b kinase regulatory subunit beta. Lineage: Eukaryota; Metazoa; Arthropoda; Insecta; Hemiptera; Pseudococcidae. Gene Ontology annotation, molecular function: calmodulin binding. The transcript has a single exon. Bases 209 to 3460 code for a protein of 1083 amino acids. The record is from RefSeq and is a predicted model, not a curated record. Gene Ontology annotation, biological process: glycogen metabolic process. Gene Ontology annotation, cellular component: phosphorylase kinase complex.